UCAUCUAAACCCGACAUCUCCAACACUUGUCCUUAAGUUUUAUGUGACCCACAGGCUCCCCCAACCAUAACGCGGCAGUCGCAUGAAAACUGGCGGCACAUCCGGGAUGCACGGCAACAUGCUACACCUUUAUUUUUCACCUCUAUAAAAUGCUUUGAUACCCUUGUAUCAGCUUUCCACAAGAGAAAGAAGUCAGAAGGAACCAGUUACACGAUUGAAAAUGGCACACUUUCAGAAUCAGCAUCCUGCUACUGAAGUUUCCCAAAGUGACGAAUUUGGCAACCCUGUUCGCCAGACAGACAAGUACGGUAACCCGAUUGCCAAGCAUAAGACCGGCCGUGGAAUCGCAGGGAUUGGUGGGCAUCAUCACGGACUCCACCGCACUGACUCAAGCUCCAGCUCUAGCUCUUCCGAAGAUGAGGGAACGGGGAGGAAGAGGAAGGGUCUGAAGGAUAAGCUAAAAGAGAAGCUACCAGGUGGACAUAAGGACCAGCACCAACCUCAUCCGGCAGCAUCAACAACGACACCGGGGCAACAGCACGAGAAGAACGGAAUGAUGGAUUAGAUCAAGGAGAAGCCCCCUGGCCACCACAGCCCUUGAUUAGCUGCUUUUCUAUAAGCGAAUGUGCACUACUGUAAACGUUAAUUACCAGCAAUGAAAGAUCAUAUAUAGG
Theobroma cacao (cacao) is the source of this 674-nucleotide messenger RNA. Its product is annotated as late embryogenesis abundant protein D-11. Gene Ontology annotation, biological process: response to water deprivation; response to abscisic acid; cold acclimation. Gene Ontology annotation, cellular component: cytosol. Lineage: Eukaryota; Viridiplantae; Streptophyta; Magnoliopsida; Malvales; Malvaceae. The record is from RefSeq and is a predicted model, not a curated record.